CUGUCUCUUUCUCUCUCUCACUCUACACACACUCAUCCUCACCUUUGUCCUGCCUUUACAUAUAAGUGUGUGUGCGUGUGUGUAUUGUGUGUGUUUGCAAGAGCGAGAGAAAGAGAAAGCGCAGAGAGAGACAGAGACAGAGAGUAACUGAUGCGCACCUUUCUUGAACUCUGUCUACACGCAAUUGUCCUGCACUCAUUUUGCUGUAUUUGGACGUCCCGGACUGAAGUGUUCACACAUGUGGCUAAAACUUUAGAGGAUGUACUACGUGAAAAAGAAGUCCCAGUAUAACUUGCUCAGCAGCAGCAUGGAGAGUCUGGGGAGCAGGGCCAGGCCCGCCAGCCCCUACAGCUCGGAGAACGCCUCUUCGGCCGUGCCCACCCCCUCGCCCUACUCCACCUUCGAGGGCCUGUCGCCCGCCCCGACCAUCCCCUCCAACACCGACUACCCGGGAUUGCACACCUUCCAGGUUUCCUUCCAACAGUCCAGCACUGCCAAGUCGGCCACAUGGACAUACUCCCCUCUGUUGAAGAAGCUCUACUGUCAGAUUGCCAAGACGUGUCCCAUCCAGAUCAAGCUGUCCUCCUCUCCUCCCCAUGGAAGCAUUAUCCGCGCGAUGCCUGUCUACAAGAAGGCCGAGCAUGUGACCGAAGUAGUCAAGCGUUGCCCCAACCACGAGCUAGGCGGAGAGUACAAUGAAGGUCAAGCAGCCCCAGCCAGCCAUCUCAUCCGAGUGGAAGGGAAUAACCUCUGCCAGUACAUGGAUGAUCCAGUAACGGGCCGACAGAGUGUCUUUGUUCCCUAUGAGACUCCACAGGUGGGGACAGAGUUUACCACCAUUUUGUACAACUUCAUGUGCAACAGCAGCUGUGUGGGCGGCAUGAACAGGAGACCCAUCCUUAUUAUUAUUACUUUGGAAUCAAGAGAUGGACAAGUAUUAGGUCGGAGAUCAUUUGAAGGCCGUAUAUGUGCGUGUCCUGGUCGGGAUCGCAAAGCAGAUGAGGACCACGUGAAUGGCAAUGCCAAUAAGCGCAGUUUCAAGCAGAGCCCACCAAAUAUUUCCAGCCCAAAUGUAAACAUUAGGAAGCGGCGGCAUGGGGAUGAGGAGAUUUACUAUAUUCCUGUUCGUGGUCGGGACAACUUUGAGCUGUUGAUGAAGAUUAAAGACAGUUUGGAGCUAGUGGAGCUUGUCCCUCAGCCACUUAUAGACUCCUACAGGCAACAAACACAACAACAGUUGCUACAAAGACCAAGUCACAUAGCACCACCCUCUUCUCCAUUGUCAAAUAUGAACAAGCUUCACCCGCAUGGAGGUCUCAGUAAAUCCCAGCCAGCCAACCACAUGGCAGGGCAACAGCCACAACACCACCCCACUAGCCACACCCCCAUGGCUCAUAUGAGCCACAACAUGCUCAACAGCCACCACAUGCAGUCUAACGGUGACAUGAACGGUGGUCACGGUGGUCACGGCAGUCAGACUUUAGUGUCUGCUUCACAUUGCAGCCCACCCCCUCCGUAUAACCCUGACCCCAACCUUGUCAGCUUUCUAACCAGCCUUGGCUGCCAAAACUUCAUUGAAUACUUCACCUCUCAAGGCCUCCAAACUAUCUAUCAUCUCCAGACUCUCUCCAUGGAGGAAUUAGGCGCCCUGAAGAUCCCAGAGCAGACUCGCAUUGCCAUUUGGCGAGGACUCCAGGACAUGAAACAAGGCUCUUCGCUCCAGCUGCCUGCCUCCUCACACCACCACGACUACCACGGCCAACAACUUCUCCGCUCCAGCAGCAACAUGGCCACCUCCACCAUGGCCGCCAUUGGGGCCGCCAGCGGAGAGCUGCAACGUCAACGCGUCAUGGAGGCCGUGCACUUUCGCGUCCGCCACACCAUUACCAUACCCAACAGGUCGGGUGUCGUUGGGACUUCGGGGAUGGUGGCGGGGACUGACGAGUGGGCUGACUUUGGUUUCGACAUGCCCGACUGCAAGGUGGCACGCAGCAAGCACCCCAUAAAGGAGGAGUUCAUGGAAAGAGAUGUUCACUGAUCCCACAAACAAGUCCCUGCUGUAUUUUACCAAUUUUCUCAGCAACAGCCUUUUCAAAGACUGCUACGACAGGAUGAGUGAAUAUGCGAUUCCAUAGACAUUACUCCGUGUUGCUUUAUUGAAUUGUUAUCGAUGUGUAAUUGUGAAACUUAAACAGAACCUCCAGUUGGGCAUUGCAACCAUUUAUUCAACAAUUGGUUGUCCUACUGUGUAAAUAUUAUCGGCCCUUAGUAAAAACAUUGGAUACCAAUUGUGCACAUGCUUCAACAGUAUUUUCUCUGAACACCAGAUGUGAAAUCAGAGUUAUGUCAUUCUGAACGGCGCCCCUGUUUACCAUGACGCCAGACAAAACAGUAGCCUUUAUGUCCUUCCUCUUAUGCAAAACCUUGCUGGGCAAGGUCUUCCUAUGUUAAUGCGUGAUGAGUGUCUUCUAAGUAACUUUACGGCACUUCUUUGUGAAUAUUUAACUGCAACAUUCCAGUUUUGUUUCAGGACAUCAUGCACAAAUUAUUAUGGUGCACAAAAUGUGUCUCAAAUGUGGCUUUGUUGUUGUACAUAUGUUGAACUGGUCAAGGGAGGAGCACUUUAAUGCUUUAAAAGUCAAACCUUCAAUUUUGUGUUAAACGUGCGUGUGAUCAGUAUUAAGAUGUAUAUAGGGACAAUUUUGAUAGUCUUGUUUCUAUCUGUGUAAAGUUUAUUCAGAGGUGUAACCAGUUAUCUAUUGCUGUUCACUGUUCAAUCUUUUCUAUGAUUAGGGUCAAUGUUUUUCUUGCUAAGUGUAGAUGUAGAAAUACUGAUUGUCUCCAUGUGAUGAAUGCAAAGUUAUCAACACAAAAGCAACUUAGUUUGUUUUUGAGUGCCAUUAAAACUGGUCGUGGAUAAAGCAAAGUCUUAACAAUGUCGUUAAAUUGUACGUGUUUGGUUUAUAUUGAUUAAAUCAGUGAUUCUUCA
Molecule: messenger RNA, 2989 nt
Organism: Syngnathus acus (greater pipefish)
Lineage: Eukaryota; Metazoa; Chordata; Actinopteri; Syngnathiformes; Syngnathidae
Gene: tp73
Product: tumor protein p73
Exons: 12
Coding region: 260-2038 (592 amino acids)
Biological process (GO): protein tetramerization; apoptotic process; regulation of transcription by RNA polymerase II
Cellular component (GO): nucleus
Molecular function (GO): RNA polymerase II cis-regulatory region sequence-specific DNA binding; DNA-binding transcription factor activity, RNA polymerase II-specific; protein binding
Source: RefSeq, a predicted model, not a curated record